Messenger RNA from Cladophialophora immunda, 1653 nucleotides. RefSeq lists its product as uncharacterized. The transcript has 3 exons. Gene Ontology annotation, cellular component: membrane. Gene Ontology annotation, molecular function: carbohydrate:proton symporter activity. Lineage: Eukaryota; Fungi; Ascomycota; Eurotiomycetes; Chaetothyriales; Herpotrichiellaceae. Bases 1 to 1653 code for a protein of 550 amino acids. Gene Ontology annotation, biological process: carbohydrate transport; transmembrane transport. The record is from RefSeq and is a predicted model, not a curated record.
AUGGCGGAGGUUGAAAAUAACCCAAAGGCCAAUAUCAGCAAAACCGACAGUGUCGAGCACCAUGAACUCCAUCUCUCCCAUGGCCAGUCCAUCGUCGACAUCAGCUAUGAUAACAAGGGCAUCAGCGGCAUUGUGCGAUCCCCCUACGUGUUUGGUGCCGCCCUCUUGGCCUCCUUCGGUGGCUUCUCCUUCGGCUACGAUCAAGGUGUGAUCUCUCUUAUCCUUACAAUGCCGCAAUUCCGCAAGCAGUUCCCCGAGGUGGCCCCAGGUCACGCCCACUAUGGCUUCAACACCGGCUUUAUGACCGGUAUGCUAGAGUUUGGCGCCUUUGUCGGCUGUCUCUUCUUCCCCAUGCUUGCCGACCGCUACUCUCGAAAGCUGGGUCUCGCCGCGGCGACGGCGUUCUUCUGCGUUGGGGCCAUCAUCCAAACCGCCUCGCACAACUUCGGAACCCUCGUUGCUGGGCGCACUAUCGGUGGUGUCGGCGUGGGGACCCUUGCCAUGGGAGCCCCAUUGUACAUCUCCGAGAUCGCACCCCCAAACCUCAGAGGCUCCCUGCUGGUGCUGGAAGCUAUAUCCAUUGUCAUCGGGGCCAUUAUCGCCUAUUGGAUCACGUACGGCACCCGCGAUAUCGCAGGCGAAUGGGCGUUCAGGCUGCCCUUCCUCCUGCAGAUGAUUCCCGCCCUGACGGUCGGCAUCGGCAUGCAGUUCUUCCCGUUCUCCCCCAGAUGGCUUGCCAUGCGUCACCGCGAUGAAGAAAGCUUGAAAUCUCUCCAGAAGCUUCGACGACUCCCCGAAACAGACAACCGCGUCCAAAUGGAGUGGAAAGGCAUUCUCAGUGAGGUCGAGUUUCAGGAGCGGGUACUUGUACGGGAACAUGGCGCCGACACCAAUAUCAUCCUCCUUGAGUUCAAACAGUGGGGUGACCUCUUCAGGCCGAAGUACCUGCGCAGGACUAUGGUCGCACUUGCGAUUCCGUUCUUCCAGCAAUUCUCCGGUAUCAACGCUUUUGUGUACUAUGCGCCGAUAUUCUUCGCCGCUCUGGGUCAGAGCUAUGAGAUGUCCCUCAUUCUCAGCGGCAUGGUCAACAUCUGCCAGUUCGUGGCCGGUAUCCCCACCUUUCUGUUUCUUGACAAGCUGGGCCGGCGCAAGCUUGCUAUCUUCGGAGGCGUUGCCAUGGGCAUCCCGCACAUGAUCAUGGCCGGGAUCGUGAGCAAGUAUAACGACAAAUGGGUUAGCCACAAAGGCAUGGGUUGGUUCGGUGUCGCUCUUAUCUACAUCUACGUCCUAGCAUAUGCUUGCUCCUAUGGGCCCCUGGCAUGGACUCUGCCGGCUGAAGUAUUCCCCAACUCCAAGCGCGCCAAGGGCGUCGGUGUUGCGACUGCCAUGGUGUGGCUUGCGAACUUCAUCAUCGGCGUCAUUGUCCCCGAGAUGCAGCUCAAGCUCGGGUGGGGCACCUACCUUUUCUUCGGCUGCUUCUGCUUUGCAGCGUCGGUGUUUUCGUUCUUCUUCGUUCCGGAAACCUCGGGCAAGAGCUUGGAGCAAAUCGCAACUGUCUUUGGUGACAAGCUUGGCGAUGAAGAGCGGGAGUUGCAGACACAGGUCGCGGAGGAAGUGUGGACGCAUGGAAGCAGACGGCCCAGCGCAGUUUGA